UCUAAGAAAUAAACAGGAAAUUUGUAACCCAGACCGAUAGUUAUACUGCAUUAACUCCUGCCACAUUUUUCAUGUUUCGGAAUUAUGAUAUGUACAAUGCCUGUCAAAAAUCAAAGUACAGCUAUUCUAGUGGGAGGGGCAACAUUAAUGGUGGCGCUGGUUGUACUCGGAGCCCGGAGGAAGUGAUGCGAACGAGACAGUUACCUACCGAGUGGCGUUUCAUUCUCGCUGUGAAUCCUGGGCUGUCAAGAUUGUUGAUAUCGGCAUCGUUACAAGGUGAUUUGGUGACGCCUUCCUGUAUGGAAACGGCAAACUGCUAGUCCAGUACUCUCACGCCAUUUAGAAGCAUCACUUUUUCCCAGCCCGUGAACAUGGAUCAUCACGAUCACUCGCAUUUCGAUGAAAAUGUUCCUACCGUGGGAAGCGCUGCACAAACUGUGUCCCACAACGAGCAUCACGCCCCUUCUUUUCUCGAUGACAUGGACAAAGGAGAGGAGGAAAAGUUGCUUGGAAUGUUGCACGUUCCCAUCUUACAUGGAGGGGUGAGGGAGGUGCUGUUGUUAUCCAGUUUGUCCACGGAUUCUGGAUUAACAUUCACCUUAGCCUGCAUUAUUCUUGUUGUAUGUGCUACCUUGCUGGAGCUCUUUAGACUUCUUUCGUGGUGGGUGGAGAACAAAUACUCUGGCGGGAGUUCCGGGAUGGGGUCCUCCUGUGGGUGUAAACAGUGUAAUAGCUUGACUGCAUGCAUCGGGGAACGUAGGGAGUAUGAUACAAUCCAUGAUGCUGGUUCACCAAGCAGAGGAGAGUCCUCACCACACCUUGUUGUCACAACUCCAUCAAAUAUAGAAGGGUGGGUGUCCUGGAUUUCCAUAGGUCUCCUCCAGUUCUUUGUCUACGUGUUUUCAACCUUCCUCAUGCUGAUUGCUAUGACGAUGAACAUCUAUCUGAUUAUCUCAAUGGCUUUCGGAUCCAUGUUUGGGAAAAUGACUGUCGUUCUCUUGAAGAAAAAGCUCAUGGAAGCCCAUAAGUGACGUCACAACAAUGGGGCAUCAAGAGGUUCCAUCGAUGAAGGGGAAAGGAGAUUACCAUUGCCAGGGUUUAUUUGUCAGGAUCAUCUCUCCUCCCCACCACAACCUCUUAAGGCCUUCGAAGUCAGAACAUCUGCCGCAGCAAGUGCUUUACAACAUGGAGGUUGGAGAUCUCCCCAUCCCGUGCCAGUUGUGGAGGAAGUGCUAAGAACUUCCCAACAUUCACUACUGAGCAGUACCACCUCGAAAUUUUAAGUAUAAAAAUAAUCUUUGGAGAUUUAGGAACCAAAGAAUUUGGCAAAUUACCUAAUUUUAUUUAAAUCGCAUAUCUAAGUUAAUUAGAAUAUAUAGUCUUGGUCAGCCGAUUUUAUAUACUAUUGAUUCUGUGACCUUGGCUACACAAAUAAACCUCUCAAAUGCA
Molecule: messenger RNA, 1449 nt
Organism: Macrobrachium nipponense
Lineage: Eukaryota; Metazoa; Arthropoda; Malacostraca; Decapoda; Palaemonidae
Exons: 8
Coding region: 372-1031 (219 amino acids)
Biological process (GO): copper ion transmembrane transport
Cellular component (GO): plasma membrane
Molecular function (GO): copper ion transmembrane transporter activity
Source: RefSeq, a predicted model, not a curated record